Messenger RNA from Petromyzon marinus (sea lamprey), 3437 nucleotides. RefSeq names its product adaptor related protein complex 4 subunit beta 1 (gene AP4B1). Lineage: Eukaryota; Metazoa; Chordata; Hyperoartia; Petromyzontiformes; Petromyzontidae. The record is from RefSeq and is a predicted model, not a curated record. Gene Ontology annotation, biological process: vesicle-mediated transport; intracellular protein transport. Gene Ontology annotation, cellular component: clathrin adaptor complex; membrane coat.
CCAUGGCGCUGUCGCCGACCGCUCCGCAGGUGGCGCUGUCGCCGCGACACCAAACACCGGCCCGGUGCACAAGGAAGGCCCUCGGCGGGGAGAGGCGAGACGGAGGAGGGAGGGAGGGAUGAUGAUGAUGCUGCUGCUGUUGCUUCUGCGUGGGUAAAGACGGAGCGAAGGCCCUGCCCGGGCAGAGACGGAGGAGACUGGGCCCGGUGGUGAAGCCCGACAGGGGACUGGAUGAAGAAGGCCCGGGAGCGAGUGAGUGAGUGAGUGGAGGCCGAGUCGUAGUGAUAGAGCCAGUGAGUGAAUGUGUAGGCUCGAUUGAGAGCGGUGUGUGAAUGUGUGAAGCAAGGACAUGCUGCUGGGAGUGAUUGAAAACGCUGCCGCUCGUGUUUGAAGUCCCCGCUGGAGAGUGUAAUGAGUGAAGGCCCGUCUCGAGAGUGAAUGAAGGCCCCGGCCGUGAAGUGACCGAAGGCCUAUCCUGGCGUGCACGACCACCGCGGAGAGACGAGCCAUCCUCACAAGGGCAGAGUGCCUCACCUGAGCUGCCCCGAGGGUGAUUGAGCUCAGGCCGUCCUCCUCCUCCUCACCGGGCCACGAGCGUCAUGCCGCACCUGCCGGGCGAGGACGACCUUGCCCUGGAGCUCAAGCGGACCUUGAGCAACCCGGCGGUGCAGGGCGACCCCGCGCGCUACAUGGCCGCGCUCAGGAGGGUGGUGGCCCAGACGGCCCGCGGCAGGGACAUGUCCUCCGUCUUCAUGGAGGUGCUGAGGGCCAGCACGGCCGCCGACCUGCCCCACAAGAAGCUCGCCUACCAGUACCUGUGCGAGUACGCGGCCCGCAAGCCCGACAUGGCCCUGCUGGCCGUCAACUCCCUGCGCAAGGACUGCGCGGAUCCCAGCCCCAUGGUGCGCGGCAUGGCCCUCCGCUCUCUCUGUGGCCUCAGGUUGCCGGACCUGGGUGAGUACGUGCAGGGCCCAGUGGCGAGCGGCCUGCGCGACCGUGCCGCCUACGUGCGCCGCACCGCCGUGCUGGGCUGCGCCAAGCUGCACCGCCUGCAGCAGCCCGACGCCGAUAUCGACGCCACUCUGGUGAACGAGCUGUACGGGCUCCUGCGUGACAAAGACCCCGUGGUGAUGGUGAACUGCCUGCACGCCUUGGAGGAGAUCCUGCAGCGAGAAGGAGGUGUCGUCAUUAAUCGGCCCAUCGCUCACCACCUCGUCAACAGGCUGCCGGAGUGCGACGAGUGGGGCCAGGCAGCGGUGCUCUCCUUUCUCCUGCGCUACCAGCCCAGAUCGGAGGGCGAGACCUUGGAUGUGCUCAACCGACUGGAUGGCCUGCUGGAGCCAGCCCGGUCGCCGGGCGUGUCACUGGCCGCGGGGAAGCUGUUCAUCGCGUACACCGGCGGCCUGGGCGAGGCGGUGAGACGCGACGUCCUCGCCAGAGUCGGGGCGCCUCUGCUGUCGGCGUGCGGGGACCAGAGCAUCGAGAUGCGAUACGCGGCGCUGUGUCACGUGCGUGAGCUACUCGGGUGCAACCCGGGCAUGUUCAGUGGCCACUACAAAAGGUUCUUCUGCCGGCACGAGGACCCAGCCUAUGUGAAGCACGUGAAGGUGGAGCUGCUGAGCCAUCUCGCCAACGACCACACCGUGGCCGAGAUCCUGGAGGAGCUCCGGGGCUACUGCACGGACGUGUGCGCCAAUCUGGCGCAGGCCACCAUCCUCGCCAUAGGACAGAUUGGGAGGACGUACAGCGAGCAAUGCCUCAAGAUACUCAUUGCUCUGGUUGGUCUAAGCCAGGAGCACAUCACGUCCGCGGUGCUACAGGCCCUGCGGGAGCUGGUGUGGCACUGGCCCUCGUGUGCGCCGUCCGUGUGCCGCGUGCUUCCGGGCUGCGAGGAGAUCGUGACGGACUCAGAGGGCAAGCGGGCACUCGUCUGGCUACUGGGGCAGCUGGGCAGUGAGGUCCCCGAGGCCCCCUACAUUCUAGAGGAGUACAUAGACGGCUUGUCUGUGGAGACGGUUGCCUUGGUGAGGAUGGAGCUGCUCGUUGCCACGGUGCGCCUCUUCUUGUCACGUCCCGCCGAGUGCCAGGACAUGCUGGGCCGACUGCUGCAGUACUGCAUUGAGGAGGACACAAAUAUGGUGGUGCGAGACCGAGCACUGAUCUACUACCGGCUGCUGCAGUCGGGGCCCGAGUGGACACGCCACGUCGUACUCGGGCCCGGUGGCGCCAGCGGGGACGACGGGGGGGCGGCCUGCGCCCUGCCGCAGGAGCCGCCCUCGCUGCCCCUGUCCGCCGUGCUGCCCCGCUUCAACACGCUGGCGCCGCUGCUUACGCCCCCGCCCCCCGCCGCCCUGCUCAUUCGUCUGGAGGACGAGGACGAGGACACCUCCGAGACACGGCCGCGCACCCAUCCAGACCUCUCAGGGCUGUCCCUCGAGGGCCCGUCAGGGGCUACGCCCCUCUCGCUGGUGACCUCACCCCUCAGCCCAGCGCAGUUUGAGGCUCUGUGGCUCAAGUGGGAGACGGCGCAGACCUUCACGGUUGUCUGGGGCACGAGCUCGGCGUCGACGGCGCAACCGCCCGAUGCAGCGGACACCGGCGGCGUCGCCGUGAACGGCCGGCUUCCCGUGAGCGAGGAUGCUGGUGCAACCGGCAGCCGGGUGGACUCGGUAGCUGUGGAGGCCGGGCUGAGGGCCGUGGGAGUGCAAGUGAUGGCGGUGAGCGGCGCCGGACUGGCGCCCUGGAAGGCGUUCGUGUUUGCGCACGACGCUGACGGGACGCUGUUCCUGGCCGAGAUGGCGCAGGCGGAACGGGCGACCCUUGACGUCGCCGUCAAACAGGGGCCGCCGGACGCGCGACUCCUCGCCGACUUCGUGACGCUGCUCAGGGCCACUCUGCAGGUGCUGGGCGAGGGUGACGUGGCGCUCACGACACCGGAACCGGCAGACGACGGCGGGCAGUGCGAGUGACCGCAAGUGCACCGUGUUGUGCAUGCUCACCAAGCCUUAACCCCCGUCCAACCGGCGGUACUCGGGUACGGUCGGCAGCUACACCUCCAAGUAUCGGGCCUGCGAAUCGAAUGAGGCGAUGGCUGCUGCACAGUAGACGUGUCCAGCAAGCGCAGCACCAGCUGAGAAUACCCAACCUGCUGCUUUCCUAGUAACCUCGUUGCUAGUCCAGCAGUUGAAAGCAGUCCAAGUCAUAUCUGCCUUUGCACUACUGUACUUUGAAAAUUGAGCAAUGCCUUUGCAGUUCACUACUUGGUCCAUGGCUGUGGCCGGCGACUGGUUGUCAGCUUUAUGCACGGCCGUGAAUUGUCGUUCCUUCUUACAGGACAAAUGUUACCCGAAGGAUGUGCAAUCCAUCUGUGAGCUGCCAUCAGAUGUGCUUUAUUUUGUAUUAUAUUAACUACUAAAAAUAAAUGGAUCUUGUGUGCA